CCCUCGUUAUUUAAGAAACCGAACUGAGAUUUUAAGCUUCUUUUACUUUACCUCCUCCUCAGUAAAAGAGAACUUUUUCUACUCACCUGUUACCAGAUUUACGAAAAAGAAAAAAGAUCUUCAAGCCACUGCAUGACCAUUUGUUUUUGGAAUAACAGAACCGCUUUAAGAUCUGAAAAUGCCCAAACCGCUCAAUGUUCGAGUUACCACUAUGGAUGCAGAGCUGGAGUUUGCCAUCCAGCCCAACACCACAGGCAAACAGCUAUUUGACCAGGUGGUUAAGACAAUAGGGUUGCGGGAAGUAUGGUACUUUGGUCUUCAGUAUACGGACAACAAAGGAUUCCUGACUUGGCUGAAACUUGAUAAAAAGGUCUCUGCUCAGGAAGUAAAAAAGGAAAAUCCCCUCCAGUUCAAAUUCCGUGCCAAGUUCUUCCCUGAAGAUGUGUCUGAAGAGCUGAUCCAGGACAUCACCCAGAAGCUGUUCUUCCUGCAGGUGAAGGAAGGGAUCCUCAGUGAUGAGAUCUACUGCCCACCUGAAACAGCAGUUCUGCUUGGCUCGUAUGCAGUGCAAGCCAAAUUUGGUGACUACAAUAAAGAAGCACACAAGCCUGGGUACCUCAAUUCAGAGCGCCUGAUCCCUCAACGAGUAAUGGACCAGCACAAACUUUCCAGGGAGCAGUGGGAAGAACGGAUUGAGGUCUGGCAUGCUGAACAUGGUGGAAUGCUGAAAGAGAAUGCAAUGCUGGAAUAUCUAAAGAUUGCUCAAGAUUUGGAGAUGUAUGGGAUCAACUACUUUGAAAUCAAGAAUAAGAAAGGAACGGAUUUGUGGCUGGGAGUAGAUGCUCUGGGCCUGAAUAUUUAUGAGAAGGAUGAUAAAUUGACCCCAAAGAUUGGCUUCCCCUGGAGUGAAAUCAGAAACAUCUCUUUCAAUGACAAAAAGUUUGUUAUAAAACCUAUUGACAAGAAGGCACCUGAUUUUGUGUUUUAUGCACCUCGUCUAAGAAUUAAUAAGAGGAUCCUGCAGUUGUGCAUGGGCAACCAUGAGCUGUACAUGCGCCGCAGGAAGCCUGACACCAUUGAGGUCCAACAGAUGAAGGCUCAAGCCCGUGAGGAGAAACACCAGAAACAGAUGGAAAGGCAACAGUUGGAAAAUGAGAAGAAAAAGAGAGAGACCAUUGAAAGAGAAAAGGAGCAGAUGUUGAGGGAGAAAGAGGAGCUGAUGGUGAGACUGCAAGAAUACGAAAUAAAGACCAGGAAGGCUGAGAAAGAGCUCUCAGAUCAGGUCCAAAAAGCCCUUCAGCUUGAGGAAGAGAGGAGACGAGCGGAGAAGGAAGCUGAGCGCCUGGAGACUGAGCGGUUGGCUGCUCUCCAAGCCAAAGAAGAGCUGGAGAAGCAAACUGUUGACCAGAUGAAGAGCCAGGAACAGCUGGCUGCAGAGCUUGCAGAAUACACAGCCAAGAUUGCUCUUCUGGAAGAGGCAAGGAAGCGUAAAGAGAAUGAGGUUGAAGAAUGGCAACACAGGGCCAAGGAAGCCCAAGAUGACCUGGUGAAGACAAAAGAAGAGCUACAUUUGGUAAUGACUGCCCCACCUCCUCCUCCACCAGCCCCUGUCUAUGAACCAGUGAAUUACCAUGUCCAUGAUAACUUGCAUGAUGAAGGAACAGAAUAUUCAGGCUACAGUGCAGAGUUCUCAAGUGAAGGCAUUUUGGGUGAUCGCAAUGAAGAGAAACGCAUUACUGAAGCAGAGAAGAAUCAGCGUGUUCAGAGGCAAUUGAUGACACUGACAGAUGAGCUGGCCCAGGCCAGGGAUGAAAACAAGAAAACCCACAAUGACAUGAUCCACACAGAGAACAUGCGACAGGGACGUGACAAAUACAAGACACUGAGACAGAUCCGGCAAGGCAACACCAAGCAGAGAAUCGAUGAAUUUGAGGCCAUGUAAGCGCACUUUACAGACAAGAAAGCAAGACUAUGGGAAAGGCAGAUCUUAGCAUAUGUUCUGCCUUUUCUGAGGGGUCACUGUACAACAUCUAAAUAUCUAUAAAUAUAAAAUGUUCUAAACUUAGAGAAUCUCCCUUCAGUUUUUACUAUUCAAAUGUUGUGACUGUCCACUGAGUCUGUCAACCAAGCAAUGUAAUCCUGGUAACUUUAACUCGUUCAUAUACUAGUGCCAAAAGGCCUAAAGUCACAUCUGUUUGGUUUGUUUUCAAGCAGGGUUUACUUUAAUACUACAUCCUUCUAUUCAUAAAUAUAUAUGCUGUGAUAGGUUGUACAUCUGGAUUCAGUUUUUUUUUUAAAUGAAAACAAUGCUGUUAGGUGAAUUUUGUGCCAUAUCUUUGCAUUCUGUAGUACAGCAUAUAGUCAGACUAAUUCUGCUUUGUCAGCAAAGAUCUGCAGGUCUUUGUUUAUAAUUUUACUAAAUGGUACCAGCAGAGCGAUCUGAAAAUCGGUUGUUUCUGCAUAAGUGUGAGCGCUCUUUUUUUUUUUUCUUUGUUACUCUGUUCAAUUGGAGAUAUUCUGGCAGUGAUCACUCAGAAGAAAUGCAGUAUAGGAACACUCUUUGAUACCCUCCUUGCAUAGGUAGGCAAAUAUAUUCUGUUGGACUCAUACUUGAUGAUAUACUCCAGCUUAAUUAAUGAUCAGCUGUAGUGUAGUAUUUAUAUAUAGAUAUAUGGAUUGUAACACUAGUUUAAAAAGGGAAAAAGUUUUGCUCUGUAUAUUUUGUUACCUUUUUCAGAUUUAUUAAAAUGAACUGCACAUGUAAAAUUUGCCUAAACAAUAUACUUAAGUCUGUGCUACAGAAGCAGUGUAUGAAAUGAUUAUUUGCUAUAAAACGUUAUCUGUAAAGAUGACCUUUUUACUUCAAAGAAAAUUGUGAUAUGCACAUGAUUCAGUAUAUACAAUCUUACUGCACCUAUUUUUUUCUAACAAAUUUUCUAAUUUUUUAAAUAUUUGAUUUAAUAUUUCAGACUCCAACUAUGAAGGGACUCUUUGUUUAUAUCCCCCUUGUGUUCUGUCCAUUAAAAGAGCAUUUAUCCAUUUCCAUUUACCUUCUCCCCAUAUUUGAAAAUUUGUUAAAGGUCACCGUAUAUUGUUGGUUUUGCUCCUCCAUUCACUACACCUAUUCUGCUUUAUACUCUUAACAUUAAACUUUUAUAGCAAAGUGUUGUGAGUUUUUUUGCAACACAUGAAUAUAAAUAAAAGAUCUGCGAGGUAA
This is a messenger RNA of Pelodiscus sinensis (Chinese soft-shelled turtle), 3217 nucleotides long. The record is from RefSeq and is a predicted model, not a curated record. Lineage: Eukaryota; Metazoa; Chordata; Testudines; Trionychidae.